Messenger RNA from Aspergillus homomorphus CBS 101889, 2110 nucleotides. RefSeq names its product MFS transporter. Gene Ontology annotation, molecular function: transmembrane transporter activity. Lineage: Eukaryota; Fungi; Ascomycota; Eurotiomycetes; Eurotiales; Aspergillaceae. The transcript is spliced from 11 exons. Gene Ontology annotation, biological process: transmembrane transport. The annotation marks the transcript as partial. Gene Ontology annotation, cellular component: membrane. The record is from RefSeq and is a predicted model, not a curated record.
GGCUUUCCUCACUUUACUGUUCGGAGUGGGGAUUCCGUCCAGCUGCCAUUUCCUCGAACGUCUCUCUCUGUCUUGCCUCCUCCGUUCUUCAUCUCUGAUUCAGUUAUGUCUUGCUUCUUCUCAAAUUCUUUCCUGUUCCUAUAGCUUGAGCCAAGCCGCCACAAGCUUUAGUGGCAGUAAUUAGCCGGCAGUUGUCCGUUUCACGUUGAAUUGGCCUGCAAAUCGCUUCUGGUCCCGCAAACAGUAUACUCCGUACGCACACGCAACUGAAACUCGAGCUCGACGAGCAUAACACCGCGGCAAACAUACACAAACAACAAAUAUUGAGUAGGCAAGGAGGCUUCACUGGAGCUUGAAAGUCAGUCUUUCGCAUGGUCAUCGAUGGUUCUUCACAUUGUCUGGCUCGGGGACUAUGUCUGAACCAGUGCAGGCGGGGGUCUCUCGAAAGACGUCCGAGCCAUGUCUCGACCGAAACUCCACGAGUACGCACCAUGACAUCGAGGAAAAUGUGGACCAGAGAAACCCGGAAUUCGAAGUCGACGGCGCUUUCGCUCCCAUCAACGGUCGCGUUACAUCACAUGAGAGCCAGAUGCGCCGAGUGCACUCGCGCAGCUACUCUUUGACUGAUGGCUAUAGCUAUAACAUACCGGAUGACGAUGAGAUCGAGAAAGUUCCAAGUCGAAAAGAGGGCUUAGCUGCUGAUGACCCAGAUGCUUUUAUCGUCAGCUGGGACGAGCAUGAUCCGAUGAAUCCGCGCCGAUUCAAUACCUUGCGAAGAUGGCUGAUCGUGGUCAUUUGCUCCCUAGGCUCGCUUUGCGUGACCUGCACGUCCUCUAUGUACACUGUCACCUACAAUCAGAUAACAGAGGAGUUCAACUGCUCUCGAUUGGUCGCGACGCUGGGAUUGUCGUUCUUCAUCUGGGGUCUUGCGGUCGGGCCACUGUUCUUGGCUCCUUUAUCUGAGUUCUAUGGUCGACGAUAUAUCUAUAUCUGCUCAUUCUCAUUCUUCUUGAUUUGGCUCAUCCCAUGUGCAGUAGCCAAGAAUAUUCAAACUAUGAUCAUCUGUCGCUUCUUCGGCGGCAUUGCUGGCAGUGCGUUCCUUAGUGUCGCCGGUGGUACCGUAGGCGAUUUGUUUGCCCGCCAUGAACUGAGCGCACCAAUGAUGCUGUACACCAGUUCUCCCUUCAUAGGUCCGGAGCUGGGCCCACUUGUUGGUGGAUUUAUCAAUCAAUAUACCACUUGGCGGUGGACGUUCUAUGUUCUUCUCAUAUGGACGGGUGCACUGUUGGCCUUGAUAUUCUUAUUUGUCCCGGAAACGUAUCAUCCUGUUCUUCUCAGGCGCAAAGCACAAAGAUUGCGCGAUGAGACAGGCGAUGAAAGGUGGCAGGCACCGAUUGAGAAACUGCAACGAUCGGUAGCACAGACAGUCUUGCGGUCCACUUACCGACCCCUCCUGCUGCUGACGAUGGAGCCGAUGUGCCUUAACCUUUGUAUAUUUUCAGCUAUUUUGUUGGGCAUCCUUUAUCUGUUCUUCGGUGCGUUCCAACUGGUCUUCCAGAACGUGUAUGGCUUUGAGCUGUGGCAGCGCGGCCUCUGCUUCCUUGGCCUCUUCGUCGGCAUGCUCAUUGCCAUCUUCACGGACCCGCUAUGGCGGCGCAACUAUGUCCGCCUGGAAGAGAACCAUGAAAAGGCAACUGGACAGUUAGAUGACUUCCAGCCUGAGUGGCGGCUCCCACCAGCGAUUGCCGGAGGUCCGCUUGUAACCAUUGGUUUGUUCAUCUUUGCCUGGACGAUCUAUCCUCAUGUGCACUGGAUCGUACCGCUCAUCGGCAGUGCAUUCUUCGGAGCUGGGACUAUUCUCGUGUACUCGGGGAUCUUCACUUUCCUGGUCGACGCGUAUCCGACGUUUGCUGCUAGUGCCCUGGCCGCGAACAGUUUCGCGCGCUCUAUCUUCGGCGGCGUCUUUCCUCUUUUCGGUAUCCAAAUGUACAACAACUUGGGCUAUCACUGGGCAACGUCACUUCUUGCUUUUCUUACGCUUGUCAUGGCACCAUUCCCAUACAUAUUUUAUCUUUAUGGCAACCGCAUUCGAAAGAAGAGCCGAUUUGCU